This is a messenger RNA of Quercus lobata, 1380 nucleotides long. Its product is annotated as caffeic acid 3-O-methyltransferase-like. Gene Ontology annotation, molecular function: protein dimerization activity; O-methyltransferase activity. The transcript has 3 exons. Lineage: Eukaryota; Viridiplantae; Streptophyta; Magnoliopsida; Fagales; Fagaceae. The record is from RefSeq and is a predicted model, not a curated record. The coding region runs from base 157 to 1242 and encodes 361 amino acids.
AAGUUGUGAAAAUUAUUGCAAUGUAGAACAGAAGCACGUCUUUUAGUUCCAGCUACUUUCUUAUAAAAGCCAGACACUGAACUCGUGGACUUUGUUACUGUCACAAUCUUUCUCACACACACAGAGACCAGAAAGAGAGACUAAAACAGUAGUAUUAUGGAGAAGGAGAGCACAGAGAAUCGGAAACAAGCUAGGAUAGCCAUAAUGGAACUAGCCAACAUGAUCAGCGUACCCAUGUCCCUAACCGCCGUCGUACGCCUCAACGUCGCUGAUGCCAUCUGGCAAGGCGGGUCCAACUCACCUCUCACCGCCUCUCAGAUCCUGACACGUGUCCUCCCCUCGGGUCACCAAGGGGACCCGGAGAAUCUCCAGCGCAUCCUCCGCAUGCUCACCAGCUACGGUGUGUUCGCGGAGCACCUUAUCAAAACCCCGGACUCCGACGCCUCGGAGAGACAGUAUUCUCUGACCGAGGUUGGGAAAGCUCUUGUCACGGACAGCGAGGGAUUAUCCUAUGCUUCGUUCGUGCUACAGCACCAUCAGGACGAGCUGAUGAGAGCGUGGCCGUUGGUCCACGAGACUGUGGUGGACCCCACUUUGGAGCCAUUUGUGAAAGUCAACGGUGAGCCUCCGUACUCGUACUAUGGGAAAAGGCCGGAGAUGAACGGUUUGAUGGUGAAAGCUAUGUCCGGUGUAUCUGUGCCGUUCAUGAAGGAUUUUUUGGACGUCUAUGAUGGGUUUGAUGGAGUGACAACACUGGUUGAUGUGGGUGGGAGUGCAGGAGAUUGCUUGAGGAUGAUAUUGAAGAAGCAUCCUCAUGUUAAGGAGGGAAUCAACUUUGAUUUGCCGGAGGUCGUUGCCAAAGCACCCAUCAUUCCCGGCGUGACCCACGUUGGUGGUAAUAUGCUCAACUCUAUUCCGGCUGCUGAUGCUAUCUUCAUGAAGUGGACCUUGGAGAUAUGUACAGACGAUGAAUGCAAGUUGAUUAUGGAGAAUUGUAACAAGGCAGUUCCAGUUGGAGGAAAGUUGAUUCUUUGUGAGCCAGUGCUGCCUGAGCAGUCUGAUGAGAGUCAUAUGACUCGUGCACUCUUAGAAGGAGACAUCUUUAUCAUGACUGUCUAUAGGACCAAGGGUAAGCAUAGGACUGAAGAAGAAUACAGGCAGCUUGGUCACUCAGCUGGUUUCAAACAUUUCCGGCCAUUCUAUCUCAAUGAUUUCUUUACUAUUCUGGAGUUCCAAAAGUGAUGAGUUACUUAGUGAACUCCACCUGUAUCAAAGAAAAUGUCUGCCAUAUAAGUGACUAGUGGUCAUUACUAAAAAAAUAAAAACUAAGGCAUCUUCUUCAUCACUCAAAUUGUACUAGUCUUUGAUGGCCGAAUCGCA